This is a messenger RNA of Ipomoea nil (Japanese morning glory), 2930 nucleotides long. Its product is annotated as WD repeat-containing protein 44. NCBI's taxonomy places the organism in Eukaryota, Viridiplantae, Streptophyta, Magnoliopsida, Solanales, Convolvulaceae. The record is from RefSeq and is a predicted model, not a curated record. Gene Ontology annotation, molecular function: protein binding. Bases 64 to 2781 code for a protein of 905 amino acids. The transcript has 8 exons.
GUCUCCAUCAGCAUUCUCUGAUUCUUCUAGGCACUGGGAUUCUUCCGUCGGCAAUGUGCUACAAUGGACCGGCGGAGGACGUUGACGAUGAACUGGGAGCAUGUCGGAGAUGACGACGACGAUUUCUUCGACCCCAGAGAACGGUUCUCCUCCGCCGUCCCGGGUGACAUUGAGUCCUCGGGAUCGGAGGAUGAUUACGAGGAUACCCGCAUGUCGUUUAGCACCGCCGUCUGCGCAUCCGCCCCCCGCCCCUUCCCCUCCCUCUCCCUCAGCAACUCCGCCCGCGCCUCCGAGGCGCCGCCUCCGCCCGCCUCCGCCAGACCUCGCUCCGCCUCCGAGGAUUACGACAUGUGGAUGGCCGAGCCAGGCGACGUCAAAGAGCGCCGCCGCCGCCUCCUCCAAGGCAUGGGAUUGUUGAGCAACAAGAGCCUCCAAAAGAUCGCCAGUGCCAAGAAAUUCGCCAGGGUGAUUACCAAAAAAACCGAAUCACCGGCUCCCAAACACCCUCUUAUCCCAAAAUCUGAAAUACCCCGCCAGCCUUAUCCCCGGCAGCAAGAUUCCACGCAACAACAUACCCCGCCGCCGACGCCGCCGCCGGCGGCGUCGGCGGAGCCUCAUUCACCUUCACCCCCGCCCGCUCUAGUCCGUUCCAGAUCCGCCGGAGAUAUUGGAUCCUUAUCCGUAGAUUCCAACAAGAGGAAAGAAGAGCUAAUUGGCCCCAUUCCCAAACAACACCUCAGAAGAACAUUAUCGUGUCUGGCAACACUAAACACAGACAUCGGGCCGACAAAACUCCCGAUCCUCAAAACACCACAGAUGAAUGAUAAUAAUAAUAAUAAGGUGAGGAAAAGAUCGACGGCGAGCAGUGCGAUAUUGUCCGAUGGCGGCGUCGACCCAAGCUUCGUAACAAAGAAUCUCAACACUGAAGACAAUGAUCUUGCCCUGCAGACAGGGAAGGAAGAAUCCAUGGAUGAAUUCGACAGAUUCUCCCCGGUUGAUAAGGAAGUUAUGCGCAGAUCAAACGAUUCAACCGCCAAUUUUUACGACAGAAAACAGAAUUCAUAUCUCACCAGGAGUAUGAGGUACAGCAAGAGAAGAGGCGUGGCAAUCCUGAAGAACAUAAAGGGAGUGGCGCAUUCGAUGAGCGGAAAGAAUACAGAAAAAGACAGAGAUCCCAGUUUAGCAGGAGAGCCCUGCAAACCCAACAAGAACUCCUCCCAGUGGAUUAAAGUCCGGCAGCACGGAAAACCAAUCAAAGAAUUCACAGGGCUACACUUGUGCCAAGAAAUCCAGGCGCACGAGGGGUCAAUCUGGAGCGUCAAAUUCAGCCCGGACACCCAUUACCUGGCAACUGCGGGGGAGGAUAAAGUUAUCCAUAUUUGGGAAGUCCAAGAAUGCGACGUCAUGGCAGGGGGGAGACCGUACGAUGAUCUAAGUUCGCCUGUUCAUCCAAUGGUUGGGGGGAAAUCGGAAUCGGGAGAAGAGAAAAAGAAAAAGCUUAGGGCUUUUACUAGGAAGAAGGGUAAUAAUUCUGCCCCGGAUUAUGUCAUAGUCCCAGAAACUGUGUUUGCUCUUUCUGAGAAACCGGUUUGCACUCUCGAAGGCCAUCAGGAUGUUGUCAUGGACCUGUCCUGGUCCCGAGCUCAGCUGUUGCUUUCUUCUUCAAUGGACAAGACGGUUCGAUUAUGGGAUGUCGAAACCCAGAAUUGUUUGAAAAUGUUUGCACACAAUGACUAUGUAACAUGCAUACAGUUCAAUCCGGUAGACGACGACUGCUUCAUCAGUGGCUCAUUGGAUUCGAAGGUUCGGAUUUGGAACAUAACGGAUAGGAAAGUGGUGGACUGGAAAGAUGAGAAAGAGAUGGUUACUGCCACUUGCUACACUCCUGAUGGAAAGGGUGCUAUGAUAGGCUCACACAGAGGUGGCUGUCGGUAUUAUAGUACUACAGAUUACAAACUGGAACAACAGGAUCAGUUUGAUACCCAGAACAAGAAAAAGUCCCAAAUCACAAAGGUCACAGGUUUAGAGUAUUCCCCAUGGAACCCCUCAGAAGUGCUCAUUUCCACUGCAGAUUCGCGCCUUCGGAUCCACGAUGGAUUGGGUUUCACUCAUAAAUUCAAAGGUUUCCGUAACCUAAACAGCCAAAUUUCGGCUUCGUUUAGCCCAGAUGGGAAGUAUGUGAUAAGUGCAAGUGAAGAUUCCGAAGUGUAUGUGUGGAAGAAAGAAGAGCUUCCUUUCAAAAAAAAGAAAGAAGAGCCCAAAACUGCGAGUGGAAAAGGCAGAAGGGUGAUCAUCAACAGCUAUGAACAUUUCCCUUGCAAAGACGUCUCAGUUGCAAUCCCAUGGCCAGGCAGCAUUACAACCGAGCCACCGGUUGUCGAACUACACACGAAAAGACGCUUCCUCCCGCCCCAAAACCCCCCCGUUGGCUCUCCCAUCAAGGCCAGUGGGUCUCCCACCAGGAAGCUUCUGCCCCCUCUGCCAAAGAAAAAGGGCACGGGGGGUGAGGGGGACCACGAGAGUGAAGUCGUGGAUCAUUCUGCAAACUCAGAAACGGAUGACCCAUCUAAGAACGACGAUCAUCACCACUCGCACUCGCCUUCUAUUAGCAGCUCCCCGUCGCGGUCCUGGUCCUCCAUAUUGGAUGGUGUGAUCAACCAUGGUGGGAGUACCAUUCAGGCCACGGCGUGGGGGUUGGUAAUUGUGACGGCAAGCUUAGGUGGUGAGAUCAGGGUGUAUCAGAAUUUUGGACUGCCUCUUAAAGUCAGACGCCUUAAAUAACAAACAUAUAUACACAUACUUCAUGACGAAAGAUACUCACAAUCACUACUUAAAAAUGUAGACGGAGUAAACUCUAUUAUGUAAUAGUUAUUAAACUACAUAGAAGUGUAAACCACAUUGGUACCUCAUAGUUAUUCGAACAUAUUUGA